Malaclemys terrapin pileata is the source of this 6097-nucleotide messenger RNA. RefSeq names its product epithelial splicing regulatory protein 2 (gene ESRP2). Bases 133 to 2223 code for a protein of 696 amino acids. The record is from RefSeq and is a predicted model, not a curated record. Gene Ontology annotation, biological process: regulation of RNA splicing. NCBI's taxonomy places the organism in Eukaryota, Metazoa, Chordata, Testudines, Emydidae. Gene Ontology annotation, molecular function: mRNA binding. Gene Ontology annotation, cellular component: ribonucleoprotein complex; nucleoplasm. The transcript is spliced from 16 exons.
UAAGCCCGGGCUGGGUUCCUGCCAUGAUGUUAGAGGGAGAGAAACCCACAGCUUGUUAAUUUCACCUCCCAAUCAGACCCGGGGAGAAGGAGAUCACUGGGAACAGGUAGAGCUUUGUUUCCCCCUGUGGUCAUGACGGCUUCGCACAGUGACUCUUUGGUGGUGUUGUUUGGGGCAACAGCUGGUGCAUAUGGGGCUAAACUGGGUUCGGAUGAGAGGGAACUAAUUCUCUUGGUGUGGCAAGUUGUGGAUCUACACAGCAAGAAGGUAGGGACAUUGCACAAAUCCCUGGUAAAAGCAGACAAUUUGGAGCUAAGUGACCAAUGUCGAGAAGUGAGUGGCUUAGCACCAGAGGGACUGAGCAAAGCUGAGCCUCUGGACCGAGUUCUCCAACAGUUUAGCCAGCUGGUCGCCAGUGAUUUGAAGUUAUUGGGAAGAAGCUCUUACACACUCUGCACAGAUGGCCAGUUGCUCAUUCGGCAGGUCCUCCACCCAGAAGCAUCCAAAAAGAACUUCCUGCUGUCAGACUGCUUUUAUUCGUUUUAUGAUCUACGCAAGGAGUUUCACACGUGCUACCCCAAUUCAGCCCCCGUGAAAGAUCAAACUAUCAAAUCCAUGGCAGAGUAUAUAGGCUUAGAGACAGAUGAAACAGAGGAGGACUUUGGUGUAUGGCAAGUGAAAACGAUGGUGGCUAUUAUUUUCAGCAUGCUUUCUGAAACCUGCAUUACAGAUUGCAGAUUUACUGACCCUGAAACUGUGAAAUACAAGUAUGAAACAGGUCCCUGUAGUAAAUCUGAAGCAGUAGACAGUGAAACAGUAAUACGUGCUAGAGGUUUGCCCUGGCAGUCUUCAGAUCAAGAUAUUGCCCGUUUUUUCAAAGGACUCAAUAUUGCCAAAGGCGGUGUUGCCCUUUGCCUGAAUGCUCAAGGAAGGCGAAAUGGGGAAGCCCUAGUGCGAUUUGUCAACCCGGAACAGAGAGAUUUGGCAUUGGAAAGACAUAAGCAUCACAUGGGUAGCAGAUACAUUGAGGUUUACAAAGCAACGGGAGAAGAAUUUUUAAAGAUUGCUGGAGGCACCUCCAAUGAAGUAGCCCAAUUCUUGUCCAAGGAGAAUCAAGUCAUCAUCCGGAUGAGGGGCCUUCCUUUCACAGCCACUCUGGAGGAUGUCUUGGGGUUCUUGGGGCCUGAGUGUCCAGUCACAGGAGGGAAAGAGGGACUUCUCUUUGUCAAGUACCCAGAUGGCAGACCCACGGGAGAUGCAUUUGUGUUGUUUUCCUGUGAAGAAUAUGCACAGAAUGCACUUAAAAAGCACAAGGAGAUCCUUGGAAAACGUUACAUUGAACUCUUCAGGAGCACAGCAGCAGAAGUCCAGCAGGUGCUUAACAGAUACUUGUCAACACCUCUCAUCCCCACUCUUCCAACUCCCAUCAUUCCGGUCAUCCCCCCGCCUUACACCAUUGCUGCUGGCAGCAUCCGUGACUGUGUCCGGCUCCGAGGCCUUCCUUACACAGCUGGCAUUGAUGACAUCCUGGAAUUCAUGGGAGACGCGACAGCAGAUAUCAAACCACAUGGAGUCCACAUGGUCCUUAAUCAACAGGGACGACCAUCAGGUGAUGCUUUUAUCCAAAUGAAAUCUUCUGAUAGAGCCUUUUUGGUGGCCCAGAAGUGUCACAAGAAAAUGAUGAAGGACCGCUACGUAGAAGUGUUCCAGUGUUCAGGAGAGGAGAUGAACUUUGUUUUAAUGGGUGGCACUUUAAAUCGUAGUGGCUUAUCCCCACCGCCAUGUAAGUUACCAUGUCUUUCUCCACCAGCGUAUGCUGCUUUCCAAACAGCCGCAGCAGUGAUCCCAGCAGAAGCAGCACUUUACCAGCCACAAGCCCUGUUGUCAACAACCAGGACUCCCCAGGCUUCUGCUGCUGCCCCUCCAACUGUUACCUACUACCCGGCUCAGGCAGCUCAGCUUUAUAUGAACUACACCGCUUACUAUCCCAGUCCUCCGGUAUCGCCUACCACGGUGGGGUACAUUGCAGCUCCUCCUGCCGCUGUAGCAGCUGCUGCCUCAGCCACACACACUCCAAUGCUGCCCCAGCCUGGAGCUUUAGUUCGUAUGCAGGGCUUGCCUUAUAACACAGGAAUGAAGGAAAUUCUCAGUUUCUUCCAGGGAUACCAGUAUGCACCUGAGAUACAGAACAUAACAACCUUUGACAACCAAGGGAUGGAUUAACUUUUUUUCUCUCUUUUACAUUUACAUUUUUGCCAAUUCAUAUUAGGACACCAGAAAAGACCUACUGAGUCUGGAAAUCCUCUUGAUUUGAUAAAUAGGGUUGCUUCUACCUCCUCCCUCAGCCUUCAUAAAUCUAGAUUUCUGAUGGCGAUUUCUCAAUGUGAAAAUCCUACUAUCAGUCUCAUUAGUCAAUAAGAGAUUGAUCCUGUCCCUUAUAAAAUGAUUCAGCCUUACUUUUGCUUGCUAAAAGGAUCGACUUGUUCCCCCUAUUCAAACCGGCUUUGCUCCGAGCAUCCACUCCCUUUGGUACCAGUACUCUAUUCCUACCAGAUGCAUUUUUCACCUGUUCUCAGUCUUUUGUUUGUGGCCACUCUGCAGUGUAUCUUGCCAUUUUUUUUCUAGCCUGUAAAGAUCCACCACUUGCUAUUACUUUGCAUUACUUUCUGCUUCCAAGCUACCCUCUUGGUGCGAACUUUACUCCAUACCUGGCUCCAAUCCUACCUACCCACUGGAAGACCCAUAGUACAGGUGGGCACACUGAGUACCAUUUCCUGCUGCCCUUGAGAUCAGGGUCAAAUGAGGAAUCCUUUAAAGAAACCCCACGGUGGUGAUGUGUGUGCAGCCUCUUCUUGGCUCUUUUCAUGUGCCUCUCCCCACUAACUGCAGUUGGACUUGAUAGCCACCUCAGGGUGAAAAAGGAAUCAUUUUGUCACUGACCAAAGGAAAAUGUAAAGGAAAAAUCAAUCUAUCUAAGAAGCCGCUCCCUCCGCUUCAUCUGUAUCAAUAAACAAGACUGUUCUGUCAAAUAGAGGAAAAAGAGACACUGGUUGAUGGAAAAACAUUUUCAAUAGAUGCUUGGUUUGUUGAUGAAUAAUUGGAUAACAGGGGUCAGCUGCUACUGCCAGGCAGUUGAGAAUAAGUUCUCCUCAGAAACUUCCAGUUUUCGGAGUGAGUUAAAAAUGCCCACUGAAGAGAAUGUCUUUGAAAGUGCAAUAUCUAUAUUCAGGUUAGAUGUGUUGAGGCCAAAUUUGAUAUGUCACUGGAUUUAUAAAGCUUUUCGAAAUGACUUCCAGUUCUAUGAGUUCACAGCUGAUUAUCUUAUCUGGGAUUUUCAGACUGGCUUAUCUGCCAUUGAUUGCAAUGGAAGCAGAAUUUUUCAAUUAUUUGAAAAUUUCACCUUUUGCCUAUAUGAAUGAACAAAGGCAAAGAACAUGCUAUUGUACACGACAGCAGUUUUUAAGCUAUCUGCUUCUGAGUUUGACCUAUGCAAUGUUGCUUUUUGUCAUCUGUACCAUACGUAGCAUUGGAUGACUUCUGGCAAAUCCAUAAUAGUGUAUUUUUACAUUAUUGUAUAAUUAUUUCACAAUCUCAGAUUGGUAGGGACUGGUAAAGAAGAAGUAAUGAGCCUAAAUUAAGAGGCUUAAUGCUAAUUACAUGUCCCUGCAUUCAAAGCUAGCAACACUGAUAUUCCACCUCAGGUUCUUCCACUUUUGGUCAUCCAGUCCAAUAGUAGUGUACCUUGGCCUUGCUGGUUUAGGAGGCUUCUGAAAUAUAGGCAACAUCUGAAAUGCUCAUUUAAUGCUCUAUCUCAAGUAUUUUGGAGUAGCUGUCAUUUUCUCACUAGAGACAUAGUUUCUUGUAUGACCUCAUCCUAUUGCAUUAUUUCCCUAACUUGAUUUACAAUAAUGCCUUUUUGUAAUUUUUUUUUUUUGAGCUGGAGCUGUUAAGAAGCACUUACUACUCCAUAACCUCUGUUUAAUUACCGUAACUUAAUACAAUCUCUCCUUUUACAUGUCUGUCCUCUAAAUAAAAAACUCUUUAACUAUUGUGGUGGUUUUUUUUUUUUUUUUAUUCAAGUUUCCUGCACACUUGAGCUCCUGCUUUAUACCAAUCUCUCUUCUUGCCAUUUCUGAUACACUGUAAUUUUUCCAUUCCUCAUUUUUCUUGUUGCUUAUGCAUAUCAAGUACCUUUUUUUAAAAAAAAUACUCUCACUAGAGGCUACAUGGCUUUACCUAUUGUAAAUCUGCUGAUAAUCUAGUAUCUAAAGUAUGUACUAUAUUGAGACAUUCCUUCCAAAGAACAAACUUACUUUUUGUAGAUUGGUUUCAAGGGCAGGUCUGGUAGCUGAUAAUUAAUAUUUGCACAGCCUGGUUGCCCUGGUAGAGACUAUCUAGAAAAAACUUCUUACGUUUGUUUGUACUUAAUGGAGUGGGUCUAGAUGUGAAGGUGGCUAGAAAUCUGUAGUGAAGAUUGUGGGGGUUCUUUCUCUGAUGGUGUUUGGGCUCUUGGAUGUUGCUCUGUGUGGUAGGUGUAUUACUUGUUCUUUAAAUUUCACUAUAGGUGGCUAUAAAGUGUCUCUUUUAUUUUCUUUUAUAAAUAUAUUUAUUCUUCCCUAUAAACUGGCAGGAGACACUUUCUGUAUCAAAAGAAACAAAGGGCAGCAUAGCAAUAGAACCUUGUGUGUUUGGGGAUACCGUAAUCUACCAAUGCAUGUAAAGGAAGCCAUUUCAAAACAGAAAAUUCUGCUUCUUACUGCAGAAAGGACAUAAUAUAAACUGGGUAUUGUGUAUCUCUUUGCUGCAAAGUAGCAUUCCAGUAGUCUCCACAACCUAGUCAGGUGUUCUCUGGGAUUCGUUUCUUUCCAGUAUGUGCGCUUCUGGAGAGAUUCUGUAUAAACCAGCAUUUGGGCUCAUCAACCAAGAUCUGUUUUCUGACUUUAGACACAGACUUGCACCAUCCCCUAUAACAACACGCCCUUCUCAUGCAUGGUUAAGAUCUUUGACCUGAUUCUUCUCUCUUAGGCCUAGUCUAUACACAGCUUUUGUACUAGGGUUGCCAAUUUUGGUUUGACGUGUUCCUGGAGAUUUCAUCAUUUGACAUGAUCUUUCAUUUUCUGGAGACUCCAGGACAAUCCCAGAGGGUUGGCAACCCUAUUUUGUACUGGUAUAACUUUAUUGGUUAGUGAUGUGAUUUUUCUUUUUACCAAAAUGGUUAUACUGGCACAACCCCAAUGUGGACUCAGUUAUAUCAGUAAUAAAAGUGCUUUAUACUGGUAUUGCUUAUUCUCCUUCCUAUAUAGGGGUAAGCUUCACCUAUACAAGCACUUUUAUACCCGUAUAAAUGCAUCCACACUUGGGAGUUGUAUGGCUUUAGCUAUGCUGGUGUUAGGCACAGAGGUACAACUUUGGUUUUUGUGUGUGGACAAUGCCUCACGCUGGCUUUUCACCAGUGUAACUUACUCUACUUCAGUGGAGUUAACUUCUUAUUUACACUCCUGUAAGUAAGAUCAGAAUUCGGAUCUUGGUCUCUCCUAAUCCUUCCCCUCUCAUGUCAAUUUGUGCAGUCUAGAAAGCAUGCGCUCCAGUCCCCAUGAGAUUCUCUGCUGUAACAUAGUAUAGCUCUCUCUGAUACUUAGACUUUGUCAUUUGUUACCUGGCACAUAAUUCUCAAUAUCUACUUGUUGCUGUUCUAUGAAUAUUAAGGAAAAAAGGGUAUUUGGUUUUUUAAAUUUCCUUAUUAAGGAAGACUUGCAUUACAAAAAGCUACUAUAUGCAGUAUAUAAUCUCCCCCAUAUUUCUUGCAUAAACCUACCUCCAACCAACUCUUCAAGUAACGUAUUUUACUGAUUGCAUAUAAGCUGUGUGUGUCAAAUUCUUUGUCUCCUGCCAGUUACUGUAGCUGAUGCUCUUAAUUAAGGUUGCAAAUGUAGUCUGUGUGGCUUGCUGUACAAGAACUGUUCCUUCUAUUGCUGAUUAUCGUGUAUCACACUUGUACUGUAGUAUGCACCUGAUGACUACAAUGGCCUUAUUCAGCUGAACGAUCAAGCAAGGAGUGUGUUACAAGCACCGAAAGAGUGGGUCUGUUUGUAACUGU